AUGCAGCGGCGUUCCAGUGACAAUAUCUCAUUCCCGUCGAUGCUGCGGCGUUACGUUGCAGCGGCAUCCGGCGCAUACAUGGCAUCCCUUCGAUGCGGCGGCGACCUCGUGUUAAGGCGGCACUGGGCGCAUGUAGCGACAACUUCGUGCUGUGGCGACGUCCCGUUGAUGCGGCGGCAUCCGGCACUUCAAGUGGCGACUUCUUUUGCAGAGCGUCCUGUCGAUACUGUGGCAAUCCAACAUUCAGCACUUGUUCUGGCAUCCCGGCGAUACUGCGGCGGCAUCCGGGUAUAUUGCGGAAUUCUGAUAAUAUCGUGGCAUCCUUGUACUAUGGUGGCGUCCGAGGUAUAUUGCGGUGUUCUGGUGUUAUUGCGGUGUCCGGAGCAUAACCCAAGUUUGGCCUAUGUUAUGGCAUUCCGGACAUAUUCUGGAGUUCCGACGGUGCCGUGGCGACCUUAUGUCACGGCGGCAUUGGGUAUAUCUGGUGUCGUUCCAGUGGUACUUCGGCAUCCGGAGUAUAUGGCGUCGUUUCGGUAG
Molecule: messenger RNA, 537 nt
Organism: Acaulospora morrowiae
Lineage: Eukaryota; Fungi; Glomeromycota; Glomeromycetes; Diversisporales; Acaulosporaceae
Source: the annotation of a GenBank genome assembly